Megalops cyprinoides (Indo-Pacific tarpon) is the source of this 1522-nucleotide messenger RNA. RefSeq names its product DnaJ (Hsp40) homolog, subfamily C, member 4 (gene dnajc4). The record is from RefSeq and is a predicted model, not a curated record. The transcript is spliced from 9 exons. Lineage: Eukaryota; Metazoa; Chordata; Actinopteri; Elopiformes; Megalopidae. The coding region runs from base 526 to 1245 and encodes 239 amino acids.
UGUGUGUCGGCGUGACCCUGAUCACAUGAAGCAGACACGCAUUUUCCUUUACAGCUCACUGCUGCAGCCAAUGGGCUGCAAACCCAUAGCAAAAGCACGCAAACUAGAUCUUAGUGACACUUAUGUAAUACCAUACGUUGGUCAUGAAAUAAGUGACUCGGCCUGUUCCAUUGAUGGGUCUCGCCAAAGCCGGGCGAUUUCCUGACUUGAUCGUGUCACCAUUUGCGGCUAGUUUGUUCAGUGCUUUGUCCAGCGAGUCGGGAAAAUGUUUAUAUGACUAACCACAUAAUAUUGUCGAUACGGAACGGAAAACGUCAGUGAGUUCCUCCGACGUGGCAACAAAAUCAUUUGUGAAUAAUUUCAUGGAAAGUAACACGCACGUUAAACAUUGAUGUACGUACCUAUCAUCUGCUGAGGUGUCCGGUUCUAAAAGGCGGCCACAGGUGCUACCAUAUAAGGGUAUAAGAAGUGUCAUCACAUCAGCAGGCCUCUCUGCCCAGCUAGGCUUGUCAUUUGUAACCCACCAUGCCCCUGGAAGCACACCUGCGCCUGUGUCAGAGCUGCUUGGGGUGCUACAGAAUUGGACUACGCAUGUUCUCUCUCAGUACUGUGUACAGAUCUUGUGAGAAUUACUAUGACCUUUUAGGAGUUAAGCCCGAUGCCUCGGUGGAACAAAUUAAGAAUGCAUUUUUCGUCAAAUCGAAAAAGCUGCACCCCGACAGUGACCCAAGCAACCCAGGCCUCCACAGCCAGUUUGUGGCCCUGAAUGAGGCCUAUCGAGUGCUGAGCCGUGAGGGGUCACGGAGGGAGUAUGACCGGCGCCUCCAGCAGCCCUACUACGGCAGCCAGGCCUUCAACUCAGCAUCUGGCUACACCUACAGGCAGCCCUCCAGUGCGGACACAGUAGAGAGGAGGCGCUACUGGGAGCAGUUCCACCAUGCCCCACCACAGGAGUACACAGCUGAGCAGUGGGAGCAGAAAAAGAGGAGGAACAUGCGCCUGGUGGGGUACUGCCUGGUGGCCAUGGUGGCGAGCAUUGUUGCCCACUAUUUCGGCUUCAGAAAACUGGAGGAGGUCCACAACAACUUCAUGGAUAAUAAAGACAGGGUGAUCACAGAGAUUUACAAUGAGUCCAAGGAACGAGCCAGAGUGAACGGUUUCAAGAAGCAGACGGAGAUCCUGAGGCAGAAGCAUGCCGAAUUUAUCGAAAAGUAUAGACUGCGUAACUCUGGGGACGACAAGUAGAGGCAAAGACAGGGCAAGAGAGGGUCAACAGGUGGAAGGAAAGGGAACAGGAAGACAGGAAGCCAGUGUUGAGAAUGGGGGAGGGGGUGGAGAUAACACAAAAAAAGAGUUGUGUUAAAUGGUUGUGUGAGUGAUUGAGAGUGAGAGAAAGAGAGAGAUUGUGCCAGAAUUUGUUAGAUAGCAGAGAGGAGGACAUGUUGAGGGAGUUGACAAAUCUCAUGAAUAUAAUACCUCUGAAAAACUCUGAAGGACAGCAUUACAGAACUGCAACACAGCA